ACAUGGCCACAAAUCAACACCAAACACACAAUUAUUUAUAAACGAAAGCAAAUCUCUUUUUAACUAAAAUAACAUAUACUAACAAAAACAGUUCAUAAAAUAUGUCUGCUAAUCAUUACUAACAUUCCAUAUAUGUACGCCCCACCUCCUACCUUACCAAAUAUUCGAUUUUGUUUGAUUUCUUGAAGUUGGUUUUUGUUAUAUUGAAUUAGUAAUGGCGGUGGAGAAAGAAACAGCACAGUUUUUGUUGGAUGAUGAGGGUGAUGAUAGUGGAGAUAUUGAAGUGAAUAAUAAGUUUGAGAGUAGCAGCAGUAGCAGUAGCAGUGGAGACGAGGGUGAUGAGAGAUUCUCUUCUCAGCAAUGGCCUCAGAGUUUUAGAGAAACAGUUGAUUCGUACACAAUCUCAAUGUCACCGAGUUUGAGACUUGUUGGACGACAACAAAGUUAUCAAUAUUCAAGUCUUGAAAACUAUAAUACAAGUAUUUUAGAGAAUGAUACAAAGUCUCCGUUUCUCUCCGAGUAUGAAAACAAUUAUGAUAAGGAAGACUCUGAUAGAAUCUCAUCAGCAGCGCAGUUGUCGUUCUCAAAAGCUUCGUUCGCUAGUGGCGAAUUACCCCUUCCUCAUGGAUGCAGCUUCACACAGACUGUAUUUAACUCGGUUAAUGUAAUGGUUGGGGUCGGGCUUCUUUCCACACCGUCUACAAUGAAAGAAGCAGGCUGGGCAAGUUUGAUAGUGUUAGCUCUUUUCGCAUGUGUUUGCUGUUACACAGCUAAUCUUAUGAGACAUUGCUUUGAGAGCAGAGAUGGCAUUGUAACCUAUCCGGACAUAGGAGAAGCUGCUUUCGGGAGAUGCGGACGUCUUGCUGUUUCUAUCAUUCUGUACAUAGAAUUAUAUUCAUAUUGCGUCGAAUUCAUCACUCUUGAGGGAGAUAAUCUCACGAGGCUAUUUCCUGGAACGUCAUUGGAUUUAGGCGGUUUACAUCUCGACUCUAUGCACUUCUUCGGAAUCCUAACGGCUCUUCUUGUUCUUCCAACAGUUUGGCUAAGGGAUCUCCGUGUCAUCUCCUACCUUUCAGCUGGUGGGGUUUUAGCAACAAUUUUGAUCGUUGUUUGUGUGCUUUUCCUUGGUACGGCAGGCGGAGUUGGAUUUCAUCAUACGGGUCCAGCUGUGAGGUUGAGUGGCAUUCCGUUUGCAAUUGGUGUCUAUGGAUUCUGUUAUUCUGGCCACUCCGUUUUUCCAAAUAUCUAUCAAUCAAUGGCUGAUAAGAGAAAUUAUACGAAGGCGGCAAUUAUAUGCUUUAUAUUGUGCUUUCUGUUUUACGGGGGCGUCGCUGUCAUGGGAUUUCUCAUGUUCGGUGAUGAAACACUGUCUCAGAUAACAUUGAAUAUGCCGCAGAAUGCCAUCACUUCCAAGAUCGCAUUGUGGACUACUGUUAUCAAUCCUCUUACCAAAUAUGCACUGUUGAUGAAUCCAUUGGCGAGGAGCAUAGAGGAGCUACUUCCGCUUGGAGUAUCAAAUAGUUUAUGGUGCUUCGUUCUUCUAAGAACAUCCCUCGUCUUCUCUUCUGUUUGCGUGGCGUUUCUUGUUCCCUUUUUCGGUCUAGUAAUGGCGUUAAUUGGCUCUGUUCUCUGUCUACUCGUGGCCGUAAUCAUGCCAUCACUAUGCUUUCUGAGGAUAAAGGGGAAGAAAGCUACAAGGACACAGUUUGUUUUGAGCAGCACAAUCGCUACAGUGGGCAUAAUUUGUGCAAUCUUGGGAGGGUACUCUUCUUUGUCAGAAAUUGUGAAGCAGUACUAAACACAAAACAAUUCUUGCUCAGCAAUGAUGAUAAAUCCAUGUGUUUUUGCUGAGAAUUUGUGAUUUUGAAUGUGACAUAACACUACAUUAGAUGUAGUCUUUAAGAAACUAUAUCAUUUAGUUCAAUUUAUUUUGCUUUUAAUU
Mercurialis annua (annual mercury) is the source of this 1942-nucleotide messenger RNA. Its product is annotated as amino acid transporter AVT1A. The coding region runs from base 215 to 1798 and encodes 527 amino acids. Lineage: Eukaryota; Viridiplantae; Streptophyta; Magnoliopsida; Malpighiales; Euphorbiaceae. Gene Ontology annotation, cellular component: plasma membrane. The record is from RefSeq and is a predicted model, not a curated record. The transcript has 12 exons.